AUAAUAUGUAUGUAUCAGCGAAUGAAGAGAUCUUCACUCCACCACGCUGAACAAAUACCAUACCACACCAUUGUGGUGCAAUUCACAAGAAUCUCUAAUCUGUUGUUGUGCGCUACGUACGGAUCAUCAUCCAUGGCCAUGGAGAAGCUGCUCCACUCGACCACGUCCCGCACGUCCCUUCCGGACUGCUUCGUCUUCCCGGCCGACCAGGUCCCGCCGGCAACCUCCGCUGCCGUCUCUCUACCCGUCAUCGACAUGUCGUGCAGCCGAGACGAGGUUCGCCGUGCCAUGCUCGACGCCGGCAAAGACCUCGGUUUCUUCCAGGUGGUCAACCAUGGCAUCUCUGAGCAGGCGUUGCUGGAGAUGGCGGCGGUGGGCGAGGAGUUCUUCCGGCUGCCGGCGGAGGAGAAGUUGCCUUUUUACUCAGAGGACGCAAACAAGGCCACCCGGCUUUUCUCCGGCACCACCUACGAGACCGGCGGCGAGAAGUACUGGCGAGACUGCCUCCGCUUCGCCUACGACUUCGGCGCCGGUGAUCGCAUCAAGGACUGGCCCGACAAGCCCCGCAGGCUCCGGGAGGUUGCUGAGAACUUCACCGUUCUGACGAGAGGCUUGGCAAUGGACCUGCUGCGGCUACUGUGCGAGGGCCUGGGCCUCCAGCACGACUACUUCGAAGGGGACCUCACCGGCGGCGACGUGACCCUCGACAUCAACCACUACCCGCCAUGCCCUAACCCGAGCGUCACCCUCGGCCUGCCGCCGCACUGCGACCGGGACCUCAUCGCAGUGCUCCUCCCUGGCCCGGUCCCUGGCCUCGAGGUCGUCUACAAGGGCGAGUGGGUCAAGGUCGUCGCCGACCCGACCGUGCCGCACGCCCUGGUCGUCAACCUGGGCCAACAGCUCGAGGUUGUGACGAAUGGAGUUCUCAGGAGCAUCGAGCACCGAGUGAUGACCAACUCAGCCAUGGCGCGGACGUCUGUGGCGUUGUUCGUCGCGCCGACCGAAGAUUGUCUCGUCGGGCCUGCGGAGAAGUUCCUUAGUCAGGAGAAUCCGCCGUGCUACCGAACCCUCAAGUUUCACGAAUUCAAGCGCACUUACAAUGUCGUCAAAUUGGGAUCAUCCAUUAAUCAAAGAACUAAUCUUAGGAACACGCAAAAGGAGAUAUAAACUACUACUACAAUGCUCGUAUGAAGCGAAAAAUAAUGAGAAGAAAAAUAUAAUGUAUGUAUACAUUAUAUUUCCAGCUGAUGAUAUGAAAAAGCUUUUUGGUUGGCAUUUGUUUAAGGAUAAAUCAUUUUUAGUGAGAAUGUCCAAUAGAAAGCUGUUGCUCCUGCAA
Molecule: messenger RNA, 1336 nt
Organism: Zea mays
Lineage: Eukaryota; Viridiplantae; Streptophyta; Magnoliopsida; Poales; Poaceae
Product: 2'-deoxymugineic-acid 2'-dioxygenase
Exons: 3
Coding region: 10-1167 (385 amino acids)
Source: RefSeq, a predicted model, not a curated record